CGAUGCUCUUUGACGUUUGUUGUUGCCGGCUGUUGAAUUAAUUCAACUUUAAUUAUUCAAAUUUAAAGAACUCCCAUAAUGGUUAUAGUCACUUCAUUUUUACAUCCUGAAUCUCCCAUCAGAUUUGCCGAGAGAAACGUUCGUGCUUUUCUCAACAAGAAGGAUUUAGGAAAUGGAACUCUAUACAUAAGUGAAAGAACACUCAGUUGGCAAUCGAGGGAUGACAAAGGUUUUAAAGUGGAUUACGAAGACAUUUCUCUACAUGCAACAACCAAAGAUCCUACUAUUUACUCUGAAGAAUGUGUUUAUGUUUUGCUAGACAACCGCUUAUCUUUACCAGGUCUUGAACAAGCUUCUAAUAUCAAUGAAGAUGCUGAAAGUAGUAGCGAUGAUGAAGAAAAGUCCGAAUCGAAUGUAUCUGAACUUUUAUUCAUCCCAGAAACUUCAGCCUCCAUCAUGGCAAUAUAUGAAGCUAUUUCAGUUUGUCAGGCACUGAAUCCAGAUCCACAAGAUAUAGAUGACGACGAGGAUCAUUUAUAUGAAGAUGCAAAUGAAGAUCAUCUUUAUGAGGAUGCUGAUGAAGAUAUGGAAGAGUUUCAUGAGACAGAAGAGGGAGAUAUUCAUGCUGGAGGUGAUGCAGCUGUAGAUAAUCUCGCACAUAACUUAGGGCAAAAUAAUAUUAGCGAUGAAAACUAUGCCAUUUGCCAUAAUGGAAAUGGAGAUAUAGAAGACGAAGAGUUUGAAGAUGCCGAUUAAGAUUCCUCCACAUUCACGAGUUAUGACAUAAAUUUUGUACUGUAUAAUAUUUAUCGAAUAAGUUUUUAUAUCAUUGAUCCAAUAUAAUUUGAACUAUGGGCGCCAUUGCUAAGAUCAUUCAUAUUCUGCCAAAUGUAUUAGCGUAUGUAAUAAAUUCAAUGGUUCUUGAUGUUUUA
Molecule: messenger RNA, 932 nt
Organism: Coccinella septempunctata (seven-spotted ladybird)
Lineage: Eukaryota; Metazoa; Arthropoda; Insecta; Coleoptera; Coccinellidae
Product: methylosome subunit pICln
Exons: 5
Coding region: 79-756 (225 amino acids)
Biological process (GO): chloride transport; mRNA cis splicing, via spliceosome; spliceosomal snRNP assembly
Cellular component (GO): plasma membrane; methylosome; cytosol
Source: RefSeq, a predicted model, not a curated record